Molecule: messenger RNA, 2228 nt
Organism: Chelonus insularis
Lineage: Eukaryota; Metazoa; Arthropoda; Insecta; Hymenoptera; Braconidae
Exons: 1
Coding region: 468-2198 (576 amino acids)
Biological process (GO): peptidyl-L-cysteine S-palmitoylation; protein targeting to membrane
Cellular component (GO): endoplasmic reticulum; Golgi apparatus
Molecular function (GO): protein-cysteine S-palmitoyltransferase activity
Source: RefSeq, a predicted model, not a curated record
CACAAUAUUGAUUGUUUUAACCUAAAAAGCUUGACAGUAUUUUCCAACAAUAUAUAAUCAUGCAUUAGCAUUAAUUCCUAUGUUUUUGCGGCGACUAAACCACUUUGUCAAUUAUUAAUUAAGUUUACAUUACAAGAUUAUUACAUUAUAGUCAUUAACAUGAUUUGUAUCAAGACACAUACAUUCCAAACAUUCCGACAUCAAAGACACCAAAAGUUUCCAUGCCAUUAUCGAUUGUUAUCGUGCGCAGGGGCAUGCGUGUCCUAUAUUCACGAGCAUAUAACUUUAUCAGUUGUCUGCUUGGUGUUGGCAUUAAUAGUUGCUUUACCUUUACCCAUUCUGUGACCGCAAUGAUUUUAUUUUCCACUAAUUAUCGGGAUAUAGACAAUUUCUACAGGACGAAGACCUCCUCGUGCGAGUCACGAGGUUGUCCCGUCAUUCAUCACACUGUGACACUUUAACUCGUGAUGUUAAAUAGAUCAUCAGGAAUAGCGCGCUGUUGCUCGUUGCAAGCCACCUUCGGGCCGCCGGAACAAAGGCGGACAAGGCGACUGCACGGCCUACAGUUGCCGUUGCAUCCUCAACAAGUGGCUGGCUGGAUUGUCCUGGUUGGCUUAGCUACCAGUACAUUUCUUCUUGUUGUGCCAUACCUUGGUUCACCUCUUCGCCAACCUGUCACAUGUGUUCUUAUUGGUAUUCUCAUUACUCACAUUAUUGCUCAUCUUACUGCUCUCCUCCUCGAUCCGGCUGAUCCUCAGGUGCGAGAGCAACCAAGCAAUAUAGUGAUACCAGAGUUUGAUCGAACAAAGCACCUCCACGUUAUUGAAAAUGGUCGUUGCCACCUUUGUAAUAUAACAAUAAGUGGGAAAAAAACAAAACAUUGUUCAGUUUGCAACAAGUGUGUUAGAAACUUUGAUCAUCACUGUAUGUGGCUUAACAAUUGCAUUGGAGGAAGAAACUAUUUUGCUUUUUUAAUUUGUGUAAUUUCUGCUAUUAUUGGGGCUUUAAGUGUUGUUGUAUUAACAAUAGCUGAAGUUACAACAGCUCUAGAAAGUCGACACUGGAACGUUACCAUGGACAACACCACACUACCUCUCUUGCCAUUGCAAGGAGGUACAAGUUCUUUGGUGAUCAUUUCUGUGAUUGGAAUUUUAUCAGCUAUUGCUGCUAUUUUAUUAAUACAUCUUUGCUUUUUUCAUGGCUAUAUUGCAUGUCUUGGACUUACUACCUAUGAAUAUGUGAGGAACAAACGAGAGAAAAAUGCUGUAAAUAAUGCUCUUCAACAGCAUACUGUCAAUGAAUCUUCUUUCUGUGUGGAGCCUAAUCGGUAUCAUUUUUGUAAAUCUGUUGUUCCGACAGAAAAUAACCCUCCAGAUUCUAAUCAAGUAUUCAUAUGCUCAACUCAUACUCAGUUAAAUACAGUUAAUAAUUCAAUUGCAAGAGAUAAAAAAAAUUUUCAUUUAUAUUUCACUUAUGAAACUCAUAAUGAUGCAACGUCCAUUGAGUUAUCAUCUCGAUCUCUCUCAAAUGAACAGCGACAAACUAUUGGACAACCAGUCCAAGAUUUAAAACCAUCAACACCAUCACCAGUGUCUUGUUGUUUCACUAUUAUGAAUCAUCACUCUUGGUCAGAAAAAAGCAAGCAAAAAAAAUCUCGAGCUCAUCAUUCAGACUCUGAUGAGAAGCUUAUGACUAGAUGCACCACGGUAAGACGUAUUCAAACUUUUUUACGAACGAGACUGAGAAAAAAUUCAAGACUACGAGAUAUUGAGACGACUAAAACUCGAAAAAAUCGUAUAACCCCAUUAACAAGUCCUGGAAUAGCUGAUAAUAGUUUAGAAAUUCAAGAGAUAGCAAUGACUCCGAAAGAAGACAUUGAACCAAUACAAUUAAGUCUUCAAAGACCUCCAGUAAGACUCCCGCCUCUCAAUCUUCCGUCCAGACAGCGAUCAGAAUCAUUGAAAGCUUGUGAAAAAUCACCAGAGAUUGUUUUUACAUUGCCUGUUAAUAAAAGAAGUCAACAACUAAGAGUACGCCGUCCUUCAUUUCAUCGCAGAGCUAGAUUUAAGAUUGGCUCACAUAUGACGCAGCCUGCUCAAUUAUCACCAAUACCAGAAUCAGAAUUAUCUAAACCUGCAUCACCACGAUCAUCACCGCAUUUCAAACAUUUCUCUUUUCCACCUACAACUGUGGAAUAGUUAAGAGACUUGACACACAAGAGUGAUAAU